GAGAGAGAGAGCGACCAGGGAUCCAUGGAGCAUGUCACAGCACCAGUGUUUUCUAUGUCUUCUUGUCCACGAUGCACUUUAGGACUUCAAUAAGAUGCGUGUGUGUUUCCAGAUAAUCAGUUUCUUCCUCGCCGUAAACUUUUACAGCAAGCCGCUCCGAGCUCAGGAUCCCUCCUGUUGCCACCAUGUUGCCAACUUGUCGCCUUGCAAAGAAGCUUGUGACCAGCUUGCAACUAUAAAAAGUGAGUCUCGCCUAAAGCAUCUCCUCCAGAGGUUACCAGGUUACUGUCCAGAGUCUUUGAAUGAACUUUGGACGUGCAUUAACUCUACACUUCCAGGAGUAUCCAGGAAGUCAGAUGGCUGGGUGGGGCUGGGCUGCUGUGAGCUGGCUAUCUCCCCUGAGUGUCGCAAGGAAUGCAGACAGGCAUCAUCUAAAAAUGACAUAACAAAAGUAUGCAAAAAAGUCACAGAGAACUCACUCUACAGCUGCAUCACCAAAAAUGAAAUGGGCUCCACAUGCUGCAGCUAUGCAGGGCGUCACACCACCUGUAGAGAGUACUGCCAAGCCAUCUUCAGGACUGACUCGACCCCCACUGUGUCCCAGAUCAAUGCUGUCAAAGAGUACUGUCAGAGUCACAGCACUCAGCUGCUCAGCUGUGUCAGCAACUUCACCAAGUCCUACCCCAUACGCAGCCCUAUAGACAGUCUAUACUGCUGUGAUCGGGCAGAGGCUACUCACUGCCAGGUGGCUUGCCGGCGAAUCCUUCGCACCAUGAGCACAGAGAAUGAGAUCAUGGAGGGUUUGAUUGAGGAGUGUAAAUCCCAGCCUCUUCCUCAGGACCCUAUGUGGCAGUGCUUUCUGGGCAGCGCCCACCCUCCUUCCCCCCCUGAAGAGGAGACCCCCCAUCCCGGCAAGAUGGACUGUGCCAAGCUGCACUGCUGCUCCAAGGCAAACACUUCAAUCUGCAGGGACAUGUGUCAGGAGAUCAGUACUAACUGGGGCAGCCAGACGUGGCAGGACUUUGACCAGCUCUGUGAGUAUAACCCAGGGGAGACGGAGCUCAUCAACUGUCUGGCUGAUGUCAGGGAGCCCUGCCAGUUGGGCUGCAAGGACCUCAACUACUGCACCAACUUCAACAAUAGGCCCACAGAGCUGUUCCGCAGCUGUAACGUCCAAUCAGACCAGGGCGCCAUGAAUGACAUCAAGCUGUGGUCCAAUGGGACGAUCAAGAUGCCGUUCAUGAACAUCCCUGUGCUGGACAUCAGGAAGUGUCUGCCAGACAUGUGGAAGGCCGUGGCCUGUUCCCUGCAGAUCAAACCCUGCCACAGCAAGUCCAGAGGGAGCGUCAUAUGCAAGUCAGAUUGUGUGGACAUCCUGACCCAGUGUGGAGACAGGAAACGUUUCCAUGAAGGACAAACUCCAGAGAGAAUUUGUGAGCUGCUGUCGCCCAUUGAUGACCCUGAACGCUGCAUCCCCCUCCACAGAUACCUCACCCCCAGUUCUCUAGGCACCACCAUCGUUGAGGAGGUCAUCCAUCCAUGCAACCCCAACCCCUGCCCCAGCAACCACUUAUGUCAGGUCAACAGGAAGGGCUGCCUUGAUGAACUCAACUGUCAGCCAUACCUCUGUGUGCCAGGCUGUAAACUGGGUGAGGCCUCCGAGUUUCUGGUGCAGCAGGACGCUCAUAUCCAGGUGCCGACUCGUGCUGGUCUUGCUGGGUGCUACGAGGUCUGCAGCUGUGGUCCCAGUGGGCGUCUGGAGAACUGUCUUGAGAUGCCCUGUGUGGACACCAACAAGCCCUGCAUUGUAGGAGGACAGAGGAAGAGCCAUGGGACAUCUUUCAGGGUUGACUGCCACACUUGUUCCUGCUUCGCUGGUGACACCAUCUGCUCCACAAGACAAUGUCUCGGCUUCGACAGCUCCGAUGAGGACCGCCGACACUUUACCGGUCUUCCCUGUAGCUGUCCGGACCGCUUCGUCCCAGUGUGUGCCUCUAAUGGGCGGACCUAUCCCAGUGCCUGUGUGGCUCGCUGUAUGGGAUUCAAGGACCAUCAGUUUGUCUUCGGCCUGUGCCGCCUCAGUAACCCCUGCACCAACAAACCCUGCCAGAGAAACCAGAGGUGCAUCCCAAAGUAUCGUGUGUGUUUGAGUGACUCGUCAGACUGCCCGCAGUAUGAGUGUGUUGGCCGGCCUGCAGCCUGUGAUAAGAACAGUGUGGACCUGGCCUGCGAUACUGACGGCCUGGUCCACCCCAGCCUUUGCCAGCUGCAGCAGGCUGGGAAAACCCUGGCUUAUAUGGGCCACUGCCAGGAUGCCUGUAGGAAGCCUCAGCAAGUUUGUGGCCAUAAUGGUGAGACCUACAAUACAGUAUGUGAUGCCUUCUCGGACCGCGUAGCUGUGGACUACGAGGGCCCCUGCCAUGCUGUGGGGGCCAUGUCUGACUUGGCCCCAGACUCUGCGUGCAGUGUGAUUCCCUGCCCACCUCUGUCCACUCCAGGCUGCCUGCCUGUCACCCCACCUGGAGCCUGUUGUCCCAUAUGUGCCAGCAUGCUGCAGAUCCUCUGGAACAAAGAGCAGAUGAACAUUUUCUCUGAGCUGAAUAAGAACCAGCCGGUGACGGUCCGUGACAUCCUGCAGAUCCUGCGGCUUCAUGUCUCAGUGCCACAGUGCGACGUCUUUGGCUACCUGAGCAUCGACCACGAGCUGGUGGUCCUCAUCGCUCCAGUGGACCAGCAGCCAACAUCACUGCAGCCAACAACCCGCACCUGCAUCUCGUCAGCCACCUCCUCUACCUGCCACACAUGCCAGCAAUGCUACCCCGGUUCUCCAGUCAACCCCUGCUUGAUCGUCGUUGCUCCUUACCUGGUUCACUCACCUCCGUCCUCCCCUCCGUCAGCUGGGCUCGCCACCCUACCCUCUCCCCUUGGACCUCUUCCACGGCGUCCUCCCAGCUCCUCCCCGUGCCUUCUUACUUCACUCUCCCUCACCUCCACUCCCUCACCCCCUUUUUUCCUUCAAUAAAACCUGUUCAUCCUGA
This is a messenger RNA of Micropterus dolomieu (smallmouth bass), 3038 nucleotides long. It is a transcript of the gene reck, whose product is annotated as reversion-inducing-cysteine-rich protein with kazal motifs. Bases 95 to 3022 code for a protein of 975 amino acids. Gene Ontology annotation, molecular function: protein binding; metalloendopeptidase inhibitor activity. The transcript has 22 exons. Gene Ontology annotation, biological process: sprouting angiogenesis; extracellular matrix organization; blood vessel maturation. The record is from RefSeq and is a predicted model, not a curated record. Gene Ontology annotation, cellular component: plasma membrane. NCBI's taxonomy places the organism in Eukaryota, Metazoa, Chordata, Actinopteri, Centrarchiformes, Centrarchidae.